AUGACGCUCUCCCAAUACAAUAUCCCCCAAUACAACCAGGGACCCCAAUACGGCCAGGGACUCCAAUACAACCAGGGCCCACAAUACAGCCAGGGAGUCAUGGCAUCCAUCAUGCAAUCCACCCCAGCACCCGAGUCGGUAUUGAUGGCCACCGCCGGGUCUCAUAUAGAGGGUGUCUUAGUGAAUGAAGCGCAACUGGCGCAAGUGGCGCACACGUUACCGCACUACGUGCACGUUCCCGUGUUCAGACACCAAAAGAAAGUCUACGUCAAGAAGCAGGCCGAGGGUUGCUGUGGAACGUUCAACACUACCGGGUACUUUGACAAACCGGGCGGUUUCGCAUGCUUCCCCCUAUGCAACGUCGACGGCUGCUGCGACCGAGAAAUGGUUUUGCGCGUCGACGCAAGCGGGGACCCCUUUAAACCCAAGUCGCGCAAACCCCAGUACAGACACCCCUGGCAAGAAGAAGAAGAAGACCAAUGA
Gregarina niphandrodes is the source of this 483-nucleotide messenger RNA. RefSeq lists its product as hypothetical. NCBI's taxonomy places the organism in Eukaryota, Apicomplexa, Conoidasida, Eugregarinorida, Gregarinidae. The coding region runs from base 1 to 483 and encodes 160 amino acids. The record is from RefSeq and is a predicted model, not a curated record. The transcript is spliced from 2 exons.